This is a messenger RNA of Linum tenue, 474 nucleotides long. The record is from the annotation of a GenBank genome assembly. Lineage: Eukaryota; Viridiplantae; Streptophyta; Magnoliopsida; Malpighiales; Linaceae.
AUGGAGCAAUUCAGUAUCAAGGACCUUGGUCCACUGAAAUACUUCCUGGGCAUCGAGGUUGCUAGAUCACGACAUGGGAUUUCAUCGUCUCAGAGGAAAUAUACGCUGGAUAUUCUCGAUGAUGCAGGAGCACUUGGAGUGAAGCCUUGUGCGUUUCCCAUAGAGAAAAAUCAUCACCUCACUCGUAUAGAAGGACCAGCUGCACAGGAUCCUUCAGCUUAUCGCAGGUUGGUUGGCCGACUUCUGUACUUGACUGUUACACGGCCAGACAUAGCUUAUGUGGUAAACAUUCUUAGUCAAGCAGUUCAUUCACCACGUCAGCAACUCGUGGAAGCAGGUUACAGGGUGCUUCGAUACCUGAAGCAUGCCCCUGGUCGAGGUUUGUUCCUUCCCUUGAAUAGUUCUUUAAGUCUUACAGCUUACUAUGAUGCAGAUUUGGGGAGGUUGUCAACAAACUCGACAUUCCACGACUAG